AUGAUUCAACUAGAUUUUAAUAAGGAAGGACCAGGAUCUCUUGGAACUACCACCUUAAAACAAAUGAAGGAACGAUUAAAGAAUAUUACGGGUGUACCGUUGAAUGGACAAAAAUUGUUAUUUUCGGGAGCCGUAUUAAAGGAUGAAACAGCGAUGUUGACAUCUUUUGGAUUAUGUUCACCUUCAAAAUUGAUUUUAAUGGGAUCAAAACCAGAUGAAAAGGAUUUAGCUCAAACUUCAACUGGUUCACCAGAAGAAUACGCACUUAUUCAACGUAUUUCAAAAUUAAUUGAAUCUACCACCACUUCAUUACUUCCACGAAUUGAAACAUUUGAAACUUCCGAUCGAUCUAAACUUCUUGAUUUACAUCAAAUGUUAGUUGAAAAUUUAAUGCAAUCUUUACUUACAUUGGAUGGAGUAGUUUGUCCCCCAGAAUUUAGUGGAGCCAGACAAAAAAGACGUGAGGCUGUUAAAUUUACUCAAGAAUUAAUUGAUCGGAUUUACUGUUACAACGUUCAAUCUCGAUCUAGUCAUACCAGACCACCCUCAACAUCGGUGGUCGAACCUGAAGAGAAUACACAUUUAUUAAUUGGAAUAAGACCUUCUAGAAAACAAGUUAGUGAUUGGACACAUAAUGAAUGGAAAAGGAUAUUAGUGUUGAAUGUUUUGCCAGUUGCUAUUUUUGAUUUAUAUUCAUUAAAUUGGUGGCCUAAAUGGUUGGGUGGAGGAUUUGCUUAUUUUAUAUUUUGGAUCUUUUCUUUAUUCUUGGGAGCUUUAAUUUAUCUUUAUACGGGUUUAGAAAAAUUUAAUUUAACUUGGGUUUUGUUAACUUUUUUUACCAUGAAUAUGCCAUUAUUAGUAGCAUUCAUAUUAAUUAAAUCAGAAAAUAGAAAUACUUAUCGACAUUCAAGGACCAUAUUUCAAAAAACUUUUCUCGAACGACAAUUAGAUGUUAGAAUUCCCGCUUCCUAUCGUAGAUUUUUAUGGUUCUGUUUCACUUUAUUUAUUAUAAUUUCUGCUUUCAUCGCCGGUGAGGCUUACGCUUACGUUUUCAUUUCUACUCCCUCAGCACAUACUGGAAUUGAUGCUUUCGUUUAUGUUUAUUCUUGGUUAGCUACAAUUUAUAUUCUUGACACUGUCACGGAAUAUAUCAUUGAGACUAGAGUUAAAUCUUACCCUCUUCAAUUCUCUUUCAAACUUUAUUUCUUUAUGAUUUAUUUCAUUUUUUAUCGUAACCUUUUCGCUAGACUACGUAACCCCAAACAAUAUAUUUUAAUUCAAGCCGCUAGUUCUUUAUGGGUUUGCAUUUUUUAUCCAAUCUGUAUGACUGGAUGGAUGCAUAAGCAAUUGGUUUAUUUCUUUGGUUUAAGGAAAGAUUAUAAGGAUUAUAAAAAACAAUGUGGGAGAUCUUUUUUCAUUAGGAAUUUGGCUGAAAAUGCCACAAUGUUGGGAUUCAUAUGUUGGAUAUGUAUAAUACAUUAUGGUCCAAAUUGUGAUAUUUACCCUUACUUUAAAUUUAAUGAGGAAGGGAAUGAAUUUAAUUUUGAUUACACCUUAAGAGCAAGUUGUUAUAUUUGGGCAUUUGAAUUGGCCAGUACCAUAAUUACAAGAUUAAUAUAUAAAAAGGUAUUUAAACAUGAUAUAACACGGGAAGCUGUAAAUGAUUUUAAAGAACAUCCUGAAAUGGUGGUGGCUUUGAUAGUUAUAAUUAUACACGUUCUUCAGGAUAUGUUAAUGGCUUUAUUGAAAUUAAACUUUCAAGGUGGUCACAGUGGAAAGAACCGACCAUAA
Diversispora eburnea is the source of this 1791-nucleotide messenger RNA. NCBI's taxonomy places the organism in Eukaryota, Fungi, Glomeromycota, Glomeromycetes, Diversisporales, Diversisporaceae. The record is from the annotation of a GenBank genome assembly.